Megalops cyprinoides (Indo-Pacific tarpon) is the source of this 1298-nucleotide messenger RNA. Its product is annotated as CD276 antigen-like. The coding region runs from base 305 to 1216 and encodes 303 amino acids. The record is from RefSeq and is a predicted model, not a curated record. The transcript has 8 exons. NCBI's taxonomy places the organism in Eukaryota, Metazoa, Chordata, Actinopteri, Elopiformes, Megalopidae.
CGACGCCGAAUGAACGAAGAGGCUUCUCUCGCAGCCCUUAGCGAACCCACCCGACCAUCAGCAACAAUAAUACUUUCAAACUAGUAACUAUUAAUGCACCGACUAUAAAAGAAAACAUUGUGCACUACCCGCCUGACCAGGGGAACCAAAAGAGGAAUGCAUAUCGCAACGUGAAGCGAUCUUUUGUUAGCCUAGGUGUUUCCCAGUAAACAAAUCAAUACAGCUGGACGGUUGCUGGUUUGCGGAUAGUGUAAAUCGCCUUAUCCUGUCUUGGGCAGUGUCUGACGCAGGACAUUCCAGGGCGAUGAUGCUGGCACUUCUGCUCCUCACCCUGACGGCCCUCGGUGCCCGCGCUGUCUUCGAGGUGCAGGUCCCGGAGCUGCCGGUGGUGGCCCUCUACGGGCAGGACGUGGUGCUCAACUGCUCCUUCUCCCCGGCCACGCCCUUCAACCUGUCCGACCUCAGCAUCUUCUGGCAGCUGACCGACACCAAGAGGAGCGUGCACAGCUUCUGGGACGGGCGCGACCAGCUGACCGACCAGGGCGAGGGCUUCGCCAACCGCACCAGCCUGUUCCCCGCCGAGCUGCGCUCGGGCAACGCCUCGCUCCUGCUGCGCCGGGUGCGCGUCGCCGACGACGGCAGCUUCACCUGCUUCGUGCGCAUCGAGGGCUACAGCAGCGCCGCCCUGCUGGUGCAGGUGGCCGCCCCUUACUCGAAGCCUCAGGUGACGUCGGAGCCGGACUCGAACCUGCGGCCGGGCGAUGAGGUGUCCCUGAGCUGCGUGGCGUAUGGAGGCUACCCACAGGCUCAGGUGCUGUGGCAGGACGGGGCCGGCCGCAACCUGACGGACAACGUCACCGUCUCCCAGGUGGCCAACGAGGAGGGGCUGUUCAAUGUGCACAGCGUCCUGAGGGUGGUGGCCGAGCCCAACAGCAUCUACAACUGCAGGCUGACCAAUCCUCUGCUGGGAGAUGAGGGCCACGCCUCUGCCACCAUCACAGCUCCCUCGGUGACAGGCCUGAGCAUGGUGUUCCCUCCAGUGGCACUCUGGGUGACCGUGGGCCUGGCCGUGUGUCUGCUGGGUCUGCUCAUCGCCCUGGCCGUCAUCUGCCGCAGGAAGAUCAAGGAGAGCUGCGAGGAGGCAGACAAAGCGGAAGAAGGCAAGGAGCUGGAAGAGGAUGAAUCUAAGACAGCCAUGACACCGCUGAAAAGCUGAGGAAGUCCAGGUGUGAGGAGUGAGUGGUGAACACUGUGGACAGUGAGGAGAAACACCCUGGCUUUCAUUUCAGUAUCACCAC